This is a messenger RNA of Malaya genurostris, 1795 nucleotides long. It is a transcript of the gene Abi, whose product is annotated as abl interactor 2. NCBI's taxonomy places the organism in Eukaryota, Metazoa, Arthropoda, Insecta, Diptera, Culicidae. The record is from RefSeq and is a predicted model, not a curated record. Bases 219 to 1529 code for a protein of 436 amino acids. Gene Ontology annotation, molecular function: SH3 domain binding. The transcript is spliced from 3 exons.
UUUAAUUUAUAGCUACACUUUUAUUGUGUCCAUUUUUAAAUGAAAGUUGUGACGAACUCACCUCUAGAUGAACAAAAAUAACCUUUGUUCAAUUUUUUGAUGAUAAAAACAAUACUGAGUUUAAAACACUUGGGAUCUUAGUUACAUACAAGUAGAAGUCAAAUAGUGCCUAGGUUUGCAAUAAUAAUUUCUUAUACUUUACAUGUAGCAAGAGGAAAAUGGACGAUUUGAUCACUCUUAUUCGUACCGAAAUUCCGGAAGGAAGACAGAAUCUGCAAGAAAGCUACACGAACCUGGAACGUGUAGCGGAAUAUUGUGAAGAUACCUAUUACCGGUCUGACAACAAAAAAGUAUCUUUAGAGGAAACAAAGAACUAUACCACGCAGUCCUUAGCUAGUGUGGCCUAUCAAAUCAACACACUAGCAUAUAAUUUUCUGCAGUUAAUGGAUCUUCAAGCUACUCAGAUGGCCGAAAUGGAGUCACAGAUGAAUCAUAUAUCUCAAACCGUAAUGAUUCAUAAAGAGAAGGUAGCUCGACGAGAAAUAGGUGUUUUGACUGCAAAUAAAGUAAGCACAAGACAAUAUAAGAUUGUGGCACCAUUGAAUCCAGAGAAGCCUAUCAAGUAUGUACGCAAGCCUAUCGAUUAUAGUCUAUUGGACGAUAUUGGCCAUGGGAUCACACUAACCAAUAACAACCAGAAAAAACAUCGCGUUUCAAGUCAAGGAUCGAUACAAUCACUAUCUGCAAAUAUUUCGGUAGGUCCUCCACCUACCACAAAACCUCCAACCCCGCCACAAAUGACACGUAGUGCUGGACACACUGGGACUCUUGGAAAAAGUGCUAGUAACACGGGAACAUUGGGAAAAACCUCACGAGAAUAUCGAACCCCACCUGUGGUAGUACCACCUCAAGUUCCCUCACACUAUGCUCCGAAUUUUCCAGUAGGACAUCCAAGAAGAUCUGGCUCCGAACGUGGUCCCGGUUAUAGUGCCCUUCCAAUGCCAAUGCCACCAAGUCAAAUUGCAAUGCACCAUCCGCCUCAAGUCGGUAUGGUGCAUCCGAUGCCUCCUUCUACUAUUCAACAUCAGUCCACAUUUGAUGAACGUAACAGCAUGCCACCUCCUCCAUCUCCAUUGACAGUAACCCAUGAAUUACCUGAUCAUAGCCACAUUGGAAUGCAUACCCUCAGUCGAAAUAUGCCUCGUCCAGGCUCACAAUCUCCACCUUUACCCCCUCCACCGCCUCCAGAGGAAUCCGACCAUGCCGAUUUUGGAAGACCAAGAAAUACUCAGAAUUUAGUUGCACCAAUUGUUCCGGAAGAUCAAAACUUACCAGGAUGGGUCCCAAAAAAUUACAUAGAAAAGGUAGUGGCAAUUUAUGAUUAUUACGCAGACAAGGACGAUGAGUUAAGUUUCCAAGAAAGUUCCGUAUUGUACGUGCUGAAAAAGAACGAUGAUGGCUGGUGGGAAGGUGUCAUGGAUGGAGUUACUGGUUUGUUUCCAGGGAAUUAUGUAGAACCAUGCGUUUAAUGUUAUAAUUAAAAUGUCGUAAAAUCAAUAUUAUUAGUUAAUAUCAAAUGUAUACAUACAUCAAACAUAUUUCCACUCUAGUGUUACGUGUGGUAUAUAUUGUUCAAAAAAUGGAGAACACCCGCGAAAAACACAUUUGAGUGUCAAUAUGUGUACAAUUGUAUUCCAGCAAUAGGAAUCUUUUUUCUACUAACUGCUAUUAUCUAUUAUUGCUAAUGAAUAUAUUAUAACAGAAUAAACUCGUUCAUUUGUCAUAAAGGAUUAAA